AUGUCGUCGAAUUUAAUGUUAGAUUUAAUGAAUCCUUCGAUGAGUAGUAAGGAAGUGGGAGAUAUUUCCAUCGACCAGGAUGGAGAGUGGGACAUCAGUUUGUUUGAUGAGCUGGAGGAUCUUGGAGAUGCUGAUGAGCUUCUGGAGGCGCUGGUGAAAAGUGUAGGCUAUGACACAUCUGUUCCUGACCUGAACUUUGGCACUGAGCAACCAGCAUGGAGCUCAGAUGGAUGGAGAGAAACCAGCAGCCCUCGAUCAGAUGGGGAUGUAACUGUGGACUCACUGUCACCAAACCACACAUUCAGUUCAGUGUCAUCACCAGCGUCAGUGGAGCCUCAGUCACCGUACUCCACACAUGAUGAGGCACUGUCUCCAGACUCGUGGCGUUCCCAUCCCUCUCCGCUGUCCGUCUGCUCUGACUCCAGUGGAUUUACUGAGGCACCUAAUGAGAAGAAGCCAUCUAAGAGGACCAAUCAGACAAAAGCCAAACCUCUCCAACCAGCAAAAAGACCCAUCCAGGUGUGCCCCAAGGUUUCCAUUCAGCCUAAACCAAUCAUUACAGCUGUUCCCAUCUCCCGUCCGGCAGCCCCUCUUCAAACCAAGAUCAUCAUCCAGCCGCUUCAGGCCACAGUUCUGCCUGUGGUGAAACCUCCACCUGUCACUAUUCAACCAGCGCCCCCUACAGGUCAGCUAAUGCAGCUUCCUCAGCCCACUCAGGUUCUCCAGCUUCAGACGCCUCAGUCAAUGCCCACGCGUGUAGUCACUAUGCCUGCACUGGCACAGGACAGACCCAUCUCUCUUGUUGCUCCGGUAACAACAUCUCCUGUGGUCACCAUGACACUGCAAAAUUCCACGCCUGACGAUGAUUCAAAUGCGUCUCGGAGACAGCAGCGCAUGAUAAAGAACAGAGAGUCAGCUUCUCUCUCCCGGAAGAAAAAAAAGGAGUAUUUAAUGACACUGGAGACCCGUCUGAAGUUAGCGCUGACAGAAAAUGAGAAGCUGAAGAAUGAAAAUGGCACAUUAAAAAGACAAGUGGAAGGCCUAAUGAGUGAGAACUCUGUGCUGAAAGCAACUGCUCCAAAACGGAGGGCUGUGUGUCUUAUGGUUGUCCUGGUCUUCUUGGUUGUCAACUUGGGUCCAAUGAGUUUGCUUGGAGGAGACAGAGGGUCUGCCUUUCCUGCUACCCCUGUGUUCAAUGGCAGACACCUGCUGGGAUUUUCUCCUGAGUCAGAGAGAAACUUGGACAAGCCUCAGACUGACCCAUCUAACACUGUGGACAGGUUGGAGGAGGGGGUUUCAGAGCAGAAGGCAUUGAUGGUGGUCAAGGAUCCUCUGUAUUUCAGAACUCCACCCCCCUGCCAGCCACCUGUCAACAGGACCAAGUGCAUAAAGAUAGCACAUGAGCUGAGAGGAUGGGUGCAUCGGCAUGAGGUUGAGCGGACCAAAACUCGCCGCAUGAGCAACACUCAGCACAGAGGCAGAACCUUCAUGAAAGCGUCAAGUAAACAAGCUGACGUACCACAGAUAAUGUCACAGAUCCAGUACACAGACUCCUCUGAAAAGAAUCCCGGCAGUGAACUGCAGGUGUAUUACGCUCCUCACCGAACCUACAAUGACUUCUUUGAUGAGCUCAACCGAAGAGGGGACACUUUCUACGUGAUCUCUUUCCGCCGGGAUCACCUCCUGCUUCCCGCCACUAACCACAACAAAGGCAGUCGCCCCAAGAUGUCAGUGGUCCUGCCAGCUAUGAAUUACAAUGAGAGCAUCAUUAAAGACAAGGAUUAUGAGGUGAUGAUGCAGAUCGACUGUGAGGUCAUGGACACCAAAAUCCUCCACAUCAAAUCGUCCAGUAUCCCCCCUAUCCUGCGGGUCAAUCAGACGGAGACAAGCUCUUUUUAUCACGCCACCCCCAGCAAUAACCAACCCGCCGCCCCUGUUGGAGUCCUCGUGGGCUCUUCUUAG
This is a messenger RNA of Danio rerio (zebrafish), 1962 nucleotides long. RefSeq names its product activating transcription factor 6 (gene atf6). Gene Ontology annotation, cellular component: endoplasmic reticulum membrane; nucleus. Gene Ontology annotation, molecular function: sequence-specific DNA binding; DNA-binding transcription factor activity. NCBI's taxonomy places the organism in Eukaryota, Metazoa, Chordata, Actinopteri, Cypriniformes, Danionidae. The record is from RefSeq and is marked provisional. Gene Ontology annotation, biological process: regulation of DNA-templated transcription.